Messenger RNA from Dictyostelium purpureum, 873 nucleotides. RefSeq lists its product as uncharacterized. Gene Ontology annotation, molecular function: hydrolase activity. The coding region runs from base 1 to 873 and encodes 290 amino acids. The record is from RefSeq and is a predicted model, not a curated record. Lineage: Eukaryota; Evosea; Eumycetozoa; Dictyosteliales; Dictyosteliaceae. The transcript has a single exon.
AUGGAAGAAUUAAGAAGGCAAUAUAAUGAACUAAACCCUGGGAUUUAUCUAUAUCCAUGCAUUUUAAAAAGAGAAACAUUCUUUUUGGAUGAUGAUCUCGGUUCAGUUGAAGCUAUAUUUUUUUAUCCCAACGAAUAUGAAUACCAAGAAUACGAACAUAACGAAUUCCCAAUCAUAUACUUUAUACAUGGUGGCGGAUGGUGUUUUGGUGGCGAAGAUGUAGACCACAAACUACCACGAGAACUAUGCAAUAAAACUAAAUCAAUCGUUGUGUAUCCUUUAUACAGUCUAUCACCAGAGGCAAAAUACCCAAUAGCAGUAAAACAAUGUUACAAAAUUUUAUGCAGAGUAGAAGAGAAUGCACAUAAAUAUAGAAUAGAUUUCAAUUCAUUGGUUGUAGGUGGUGAUAGUGCAGGAGGAAACCUAGCAAUUACAACAUCACUACUGUGCAAAAUGAAAAAUGGUCCAAAAAUCAAAAAGCAAAUACUCAUUAACCCAGUCACCGAUACAAACCUAAACACCAACUCAUAUCUUGAAUUUCAAGAAGGCUUUCAUCUGACUAAACAACAGAUGGCUUGGUUUUUUAAUCAAUAUUUAGAAAACGAAAAUCAAAAGAACGAAAUUUUUGUAGCACCAAACAAAGCCACCAUUGAACAACUUGCAAACUUACCAGAAACUCUAUUUUUAGUGGGUGAGUUUGAUGUCUUAAAAGAUGAAGGUUUGGAAUUUUGCGAAAAAUUAAAAAAAGCAAAUGUAAAGGUUAACAGUAUAGUGUUUCCAGGUGCAAUCCAUGACUUUAUAAUGUAUAAAUUUUUAAAUAAUACAAACUGUUGUAAAGAAGGAACUGCAACUAUAAUAGGUUUUAUUUGUUAA